AUGGUUGUCCCCACUGGUGGUGAAGCACUCACCAUGGGACCUGAGGUCGCUCCUCUCGAAGUGCCUCAGAUACUUGUUGCCUCUCCUCAGGAAGACACAUGUGCAUAUACCAGAGUCAAUCCCUCAGAUGACACUGAGGACCCCUCAGGUCCUCCUGGAACUGAACCCACAGCCAUGGAGACUAACAUCUAUGACAUGGCUGAGGAUGUCAAACUUCUACUGCCCGCUGUAGCCAUCAUCCUUGACAAAAUAGACAAGGUUCACAAGGCAAUGCCUUUGAAGGAAGACCUUACUCAUGGCCUAUAUGUUAUCAAAGUUGAGGUCUAUGAAGUAAAGGAUAUCCUGACAACAGUACAAUCUGAAGUCCAAGCCAACACUGAGCAACCAGCCCCGGUCCGUGAACCCACUUUCAUUGAAUCUAAUCGUCAUCAACUGGACCGGGUGGCCACCUUCAAUCUACUACAAGCUGAGGCUUUCUCAAACUUAGAGCAUCAUGUCAAAGACAUCUCAGCAAGUCUUAAUGAUCUCACCUCAUGUAUUGAUAAUGACAAAGAGAUGGAGAAAGACAAGAGUGAGAAAAUUACUAUAAACAAUGCUAGUUAUGUUGUUGCCGUUGAGGAUGCCAUCAUAACUGAUGAAGCUGAAGCUGAGGAUGAUGAUGAUGUCGUGAUAGCUCCAGCUACUCAUGAAGACCUUCCAUCCACCUGUGCAUUGCAAGAUGUUGGUGAUGAUGAAGAGGAAAAUGAGAAUGAAGAAUCUCAAAUCCUUGAGUUUGGACAAGACCUUGGAGACAACGAUGACGAUGAAGACAACGAUGAUGAUGACAUCACCAUUCAAUAUCAUCGAAUACCAGCUCAGAAGGGAGUCUCCCUUAGGGAACUAGCUUCCCAGGGGGAGAGAACCUCAAGGAACCAGCACUCUUCCAAGGACAAGGGAGUGGGUGAAGAAGGCAACCUCGCCCUUCUCUUCAAGGCGAUUGAUCCAAUGAAGGUAGCACAAUGA
Cynara cardunculus var. scolymus (artichoke) is the source of this 1002-nucleotide messenger RNA. RefSeq lists its product as uncharacterized. Bases 1 to 1002 code for a protein of 333 amino acids. The transcript is spliced from 3 exons. The record is from RefSeq and is a predicted model, not a curated record. NCBI's taxonomy places the organism in Eukaryota, Viridiplantae, Streptophyta, Magnoliopsida, Asterales, Asteraceae.